UGUUCUACAUUACGAUUUUCUUAUCUUAACUUGAUAAAAUAACAUCGACACUUUUCAAGUUAAAUCAUCUUAGUAAAUAAUUUUUUUUAUUGUAAUAUUUUAUCAGUUGUCGACUUAUGAUAAAGAGCUAAUAAGUGGAACGAUUAAAGUAAAAGCUGUUGGAAUGUUUAGGAAAUUUUAGCUGAGCUUAUAGAUAUAGAUGAAUCAUCGCGAAUUAGUUCAAUAUAAUGGUCACAUAUGUUUGCAGAUUUUUCAAGAGAGACAAUGCGUGGCGGAGGAACAGAUAAAAUUAUCAAUUCGGAAAAUACACAUGGAACCUUGAACACAAAAUCAGAGAUUUUUAAGAGAUUCAUGGACGAAGAUACUGACUUAGUUUCUUCUUCGACUAAGGUUCUAGAAGUUGAGUAUUCAAGUUUUGAGAGGCUUGAACAGAACCAUUCUAACUAUGAAAGUUAUAAAGACAUAAAAUCGGAAUGCAUAAAUGAUAUUCAAUCGGAGAUCAUUCGGAAAGAUGACAAGUACAGAAUUAAUUAUUCCCAUUGCGAAAUUUCAACUAUAGAUACCCGAAAGUCAACCACUUACAAUAUAUUAGACGAAAACUCUAUUCUAUCUUUGACAAACAGCAAUUUUUGUGUUGAGGUUAAAGGGAAAAAGGAAAAACAAUGUAAUAGUGUAUCCUAUAUGCGAUCGCCUCUAAAUGAGCUAUGUACAAAACAGAAUGAUUCUAAAUAUAUUUUGAGGUCCUCUUCAUUCUUGGAUAAUGUUAGUUCGAAAAGUUGCGGUAUUGAAGACACAGAGCAAACUGAUCUAGAGUCUAUCAAGAUCAAUAUAGAAACUAUUGCCCAACGUAAUAGUUGCACCCAAGGUAACCUACUGCUGUCAUUUGAAAUGCCUGGUGAAACCCAGAAUGAUGAGUCAAUUGAUUUUGAGAAUAAUGACAGCCUGGUAAAACUGAAACCAGAACUUAGCGGCGAUUUUAGUUACUACGAUGACAAGUUGAAGUCUGCUCCACAGUAUAUAUGUGUAAUUGAGGCUAUACGAGAAUCAAACGAAAAUUUAUCAUAUGUCUUGUCUCUUAACUUAAAACAAGCAAGUUCCAUAGGACGACAAGCUCCUAACGAGAAAGGAAACAACGAUCCAGUCCACGACACUAAACCGGAAUCAAUCUUGAAAGAUAAUCCAAGGAGCGACGCACGAAGUAUAACUCUUUCUAAUUUUUCUAGUUUUGGUGGAGGUGGAGGAGGAGGAGGAGAUGAAGAUCCUCCAAGACGUACCGAUAUUUCAAAGGAACCAGAUGAUAAUGAGGAAGCAGAUGAAGAUGAACAAAUGUUAGAAAAUUUUCUUUUGGGAAUGGACUCUUACCAGCAGUUAUCUCCUAAGAUUAUUGCAAAAAUUAACAAGUUUCUGUUAAACCCUUCCAUAGAUGGGGCACUCGGAGCUGCUGUUAAACAUUUUACCACUUGUAAGGAUUUUGAAUCUUGCGCAUUGUGCGAAGCUAUCUUAGAAAUCCUGGCUCAGCAUUUGAAAAACUGUUUUUAUGAUACAUGCAACAUAGUUUGGUGUCAACAAUAUCACAGCAAAUUCCAAAGGAAACAUAAUCCAAUGCUAACACUCAAAAAGCCAAAAUUUCAAGACCGAUUGAGGAAGUACAUGGAAGAACAAAUAAAUAAGGAAAAGACCUGUAUAAAAGAACUCAAAAGGGAGAUACUUGAGUGUUCUUCCUCAAGUUUUACCACCUCCAGUUUGACAAGGAAUCCUGGAAAAGUAAGAUACACAACAAAAUAUUCAGAUUUUAAGUCCUUUCAAGAUAAUUUAGCAAAUAGUCAAGUCUGUAACGAAGGAUUUAUAUGGAAAAAAAUGAGCAAGAAGAUAAGCAUUUUCAACGGAGGAUAUAAACUAAAUGAAAAUUAUACCCAGCUAUCUGGUUUGGGGAACAAUAAAGGAGGGCAAGGAAAAAUCUAUCAAGUUAAAGAUUUGGAAACUGGUUAUAUUUUUGCUAUUAAGCAAGAAGUUCUGGCAAAACAUAUAGAAUACAAUCUCUCUGAAGUCGAAACUUGGGCCAAGGCUGCGCUGGAAGAUGACCAAAUCGUCCAAUUUUAUGGUGUGAUUAAGGAAAAUGACAAAUUAAAUUUAUUGAUGGAGUACAUUGAGGGGGAAGACCUCGAGUCUAUGAUAAAGACUUCAAAAAAGUUAAGCGUUAAGCAAACUAUAUUCUACAUUAAAGGUGUUUGCCAACAACUAUCAGUUCUCCAUAAAUUAAACAUUGUUCACGAAGAUAUUAAAGCUGCAAACGUCAUGGUUCGGCGAAGGAAUGGUCGUCCGGUGCUGGUUGAUUUUGGUCUGUCACGAUUCCUAACAGAAAACCAUAGGGGCUAUAGAGGAUCGAUAUUUGCUUUUAGUCCAGAGAAAGUAAGAGGUGAAUACAAUAAGGCAGCUGAUAUUUGGGCUAUCGGUAUAAUGGCUGCCCAUGUAAUAACUGGAGAAGUACCUUGGGCAGAUUGUCGAGGAGAAAUUGUCUUUACCAUAGGAAUGUGUAAGAGACCUCCGAUACUGGAGAAAUUAAGCAAAUAUACUUCAUCAAAGAGGUCUCUGAAAGAUUUUUUUGAUAAAGUUUUUGAAAUCGAACACAAGAAAAGGAUUGAGAUAGAUAAUCUGUUGAGACAUACCUUAUUUAGGGAAGUUACUUACACUGACGAGAUGUCAAUGCCUGCUACAUUAAGAUCCCGACAGAAAUCGAGAAAUUUAAACGUGUUUAGUGAUGAAAAUUCACCAAUGGACACAUCAGUACCGGAUGAAGAUAUUAUGUCGUCAACAUUCUUCAACAUAAUGGAUAGAAUCAGUCACAUCCGUAUUCCCGAGGAAGUUUCAAACAGCUUAUAUAGUCUAGAGGAAAUGAAACUGUUAACAGAAUUUUUGAAGUCGUAUCCCGAUCCUGAACACUUAGAAACUUUUAUAUUGGAAGUUGCUGGAUCAACAAGACCAAGCCAACAGCAAACUAGAGUGCUAAUUCCCAAUAAGCAGGUUCCACUUCCAGUUUUUUUACAGCAAGAAAGAAUGGCAACUCCUGAUAGACAGGCUCCACUACCAGCUGUUUUACAGCAAGAAAGAGCGGCAACUCCUUAUAGACAGGCUCCACUACCAGCUGUUUUACAGCAAGAAAGAGCGGCAACUCCUAAUAGGCAGGCUCCACUACCAGCUUCUUUACAGCAAGAUAGAAUGGCAACUCCUAAUAGGCAGGCUCCACUACCAGCUGUUUUACAGCAAGAAAGAGCGGCAACUCCUAAUAGGCAGGCUCCACUACCAGCUUCUUUACAGCAAGAUAGAAUGGCAACUCCUAAUAGGCAGGCUCCACUACCAGCUGUUUUACAGCAAGAAAGAGCGGCAACUCCUAAUAGGCAGGCUCCACUACCAGCUUCUUUACAGCAAGAUAGAAUGGCAACUCCUAAUAGGCAGGCUCCACUACCAGCUGUUUUACAGCAAGAAAGAGCGGCAACUCCUAAUAGGCAGGCUCCACUACCAGCUUCUUUACAGCAAGAUAGAAUGGCAACUCCUAAUAGGCAGGCUCCACUACCAGCUGUUUUACAGCAAGAUAUUAGUAGACCCUCAGCUCAAAAUCUUCCGCAAGUUGUGUGUGAUGAAAAUAAGUCCAUAGAACAAGAAAUAAACCAAGGGGUACAAAGAGUUGAUUCUGAUCAACUUCCCGAUUUUGAGGCUCUAAUACACCCUAUGCUUUCUAUGAAUAUCAGGGAGAUUGAUGAUUCUGGGAGCAGCACAGAAAUUGAACCUGAAAAACCAACCCAUCAAUCGAAUAUAAGCAGUUUAGCAUUUGAAGAUUUUUUGAGAAAUGAUUUAGCUGUAAUAGAUGACGGAAGUAACCAAUUCGGGACUCUAAGGGACGAUGACAGCAGUGUAGAGAGAGAUUCGAUAGAUUCCAACAUAAAUGAGGAUGAACCUGAGGUGGAUUGGUUUGAUAAGGAACUGUCAUCUAUAGAAAAUGACUCAACUAUAAAAUUUAUUUGUGAAGGUUCUGAAGACAAGGAAUAUGGACUUCGUAGGAUGGAAACGUGGUCAAAUAUUCUUAAACUUAUGGCGAAUAAAUUUCAUGAAGACGGAGAAAAAAGGCGAUUUGUAGUCUGCUAUAACAAUAGUGGAAGACUAAUUGAUCCUGGAGAGAAAGUAAAUCCAAGUGACGAUAGAGAUCUAAGAACUGUUGUGGUGAAACGUUGGAAUAGAAGCUACUCAUGGUUCUUAGAUGAACAAGGGCACAUUAAACACGACCAGCAAACUCCCUAA
Molecule: messenger RNA, 4293 nt
Organism: Dimorphilus gyrociliatus
Lineage: Eukaryota; Metazoa; Annelida; Polychaeta; Dinophilidae
Source: the annotation of a GenBank genome assembly